AUGGAAGUUUAUUCGUCAUUCUAUUGCGGUCAAGAUGUACGCAUUUUACGAGAUGGCUUUCUUAAGUUCCGCAAUGACCUCAUGACUGAGUUUGAAAUAGAUGCUUAUGAUUAUGUUUCAAUAAGUUCUAUCUCAAACAAACUCUUUGAGAAGAGAGUAUAUUGGAAGAACGGUAAUCUCUUUGAUCUUGCAGGAAAACCUCGUGAAUAUAUUUCCAAGUGUAUUCAAGGAGGAAGAUGCAUGCUAGCUGAGAACAAGAAGCAAUACAAUGAAGGAGAACUCAUCACUGACUUCGAUGCUGUAUCAUUGUAUCCAUCAGCAAUUGCUAGACUUUACUGUUUAGAAGGAAUUCCAAAAGUUAUGACAGAAGAGAUGAAGAGCAGUGAAUACUUGUUGGAGCAUCUCUUUGAUGAUGACCAAGCUGAACCAACAAAGGAAAAGUUCAUCUCAGGAUUUUACUGUCAGAUCGAGAUCUUGUCGAUCGGUAAGAACUCAGCAUUCCCAUUGAUUGUCGUCAAUCCUGACAUCAACCCUGACUUACAUGUUGCCAGAAGUUCCAAUACAUGCUGCAAGAUGUUCGUAGACCACAUUACGCUUCAAGAUCUGAUCAAGUUCCAAGAGAUCUCAUGCAAAGUCAUUGAUGGAUACUAUUAUGAUGGAAAAAGGGACAUGACAAUAAGGAAUGAAGUUAAGAAGCUCUUCGAAUUACGUGCUAAGUAUAAGAAGGAAGGUAAUCCGAUACAAGAGAUCAUCAAACUUCUUUUGAACAGUAUCUAUGGUAAGACGAUAUUAAAGCCCAUUGACAAAAAGAUUCGUUUCAUCAAGGACAAUAAGCUCACUGACUAUAUCAUUAAGAACUAUAAUGACAUACAGACAAUAGAGUUCAUCCCCGAUUCCGAACUUUCAUGUGUAAAGUCAUUUAAACCUAUCGUUCGUCACUUUAACUAUUGUCCAUUAGGUGUUUCAAUCCUUUCUAUGUCCAAACGAAUCAUGAAUGAAGUAUUCUUCACAGCAGAAGAUUUGGGCUUGAAGUUGUUCUAUCAGGAUACAGAUAGUUUACACUUGUAUGAGAAGGACUUAGAUAAGUUAGCAGAAGAAUACAAGAGAAGGUAUAACAGAGAACUCAUUGGAAAAGCACUGGGUCAAUUUCAUUCAGACUUUGCAGAGAUUACUGCAGGACAUAUGUCUAAGGCACAAAGAUCUAUAUUCGUUGGAAAGAAGACUUACCUCGACGAAUUAACCAAUGACCUCAAGGAAAUUGCUUUCCACUGUCGAAUGAAGGGAAUCACACAGGACGUAAUUGCACUUACUGCAAACCAAAUGUUCCCAGAUGCGAUACAAGUACAUUAUGA
Messenger RNA from Trichomonas vaginalis G3, 1352 nucleotides. RefSeq names its product organellar and viral DNA polymerase type B. NCBI's taxonomy places the organism in Eukaryota, Parabasalia, Trichomonadida, Trichomonadidae. Gene Ontology annotation, biological process: DNA replication. The annotation marks the transcript as partial. Gene Ontology annotation, molecular function: nucleotide binding; DNA-directed DNA polymerase activity; DNA binding. The record is from RefSeq and is a predicted model, not a curated record. The transcript has a single exon.